AUGGCACAUCCGUUGAGUCAAGGUCUCGCUAAGAAUAAGUUUCACAAAUUUGGUUUAUGGAUAUUUUCAAUAUUCUUCUUAAUUUAUUCUAUUUUUAUUGGCCUAUUUACAACUUUUGCUAUACGUAUCAAGCAACCACAACACUAUUAUAGUAUAACAAAUAUUACUUUCGAUAAUGAUUUAUGUGAGGAUGUCUUGAAAGCACUUGAAAAAAAUUCACCAGAUGAUUCUAUUAUGAAAGAAUCAUGGGAUCAUACAUUAAGAUGUGGUUUAUACGUCUUUCUUAUUUUACUUUUGGCAAAACAUGUAUGGAUAUUUUGGAGUUUCGUCAAAAUUUCUAUAACAAAGCCUUUUGUAUUUAUUUUCGAAUAUGGUGCAAUAGUGCUAUGUUUUCUGUUUAUUUCUGACCAUGAGUAUCAAAGAAGUGUUAAAAUGCGUUGCCCCGUGCAGUGGCAGCUUGGUGCAUUUGGACUAUUUAUUGGCUACUUAGGAUUACUCUAUUAUAUCCAAUAUAUACCUAUCAUUGGUAUUUAUGUUAUUAUGCUUAAGAUUAUCAUCGUACGAUUUAUUUUCUUUCUUCCCGUGUUAACAUGUUUAUCGAUUGGCUUUGGACUAGCUUUUUAUAUGCUUCUUCAAUAUAACGAAUCAUUUGAUAGUUUUGCGUCUCGCGCAUUAAGCCAAAUGGUAAUAAUGAUGACCGGCGAAUUAAAUUUCUCUGACAACACCACGUCUGAUGAUGAUCCAGCGAAACCUUAUUAUAAAUUAAUUUAUAUCAUGUAUGUUCUAUUUGCUAUAGGUGUGGUAAUUUUAGUAGCAAAUCUCUUAAUAAGUUUGGCUGUUGGUGAAAUUGUACCAUUAAUGAAUAAAGCCCGGGGUGCUCAAAUUGACAUGAAGUUUGAACUGAUCGCCGAUUAUGAAAUUCUUCGGCUGCGGCUUUAUUUACUCGGUUGUCAUUUACGUGCACAUCGGUCUAAAUUAUUUAAAGUUCGUAACAUGAAAGGAAGUCCUUGGCGGGAGAAAUGCUAUAACGGAAUCGUAGAUUUUUUUACGCAUACAACUUAUAUUAAUGAAGAUAUGUUUGAAUCUAUUAAUGAAGCUGAAGAUAAAACUGAUUCUGCAAAACAAAUGAGAAUGUUGGGAGAGAUUCAGAAUGAAUUGAAAAAGCAAGACGAAUUCAAAAAAACAGGCAAACAACCAACUACUAAUAAAGUCACCAAAUCAAACCAUAGACCGUAA
Adineta steineri is the source of this 1236-nucleotide messenger RNA. The record is from the annotation of a GenBank genome assembly. Lineage: Eukaryota; Metazoa; Rotifera; Eurotatoria; Adinetida; Adinetidae.